Molecule: messenger RNA, 2840 nt
Organism: Notolabrus celidotus (New Zealand spotty)
Lineage: Eukaryota; Metazoa; Chordata; Actinopteri; Labriformes; Labridae
Product: inhibitor of nuclear factor kappa-B kinase subunit alpha-like
Exons: 22
Coding region: 573-2519 (648 amino acids)
Biological process (GO): positive regulation of transcription by RNA polymerase II; peptidyl-serine phosphorylation; tumor necrosis factor-mediated signaling pathway
Cellular component (GO): IkappaB kinase complex; cytoplasm
Molecular function (GO): IkappaB kinase activity; ATP binding
Source: RefSeq, a predicted model, not a curated record
AACGCAAGCUUUCACUUUGAGUAGUUCUCGAGAUUCUUCGUCUUUCGGUGGAGCACUCAAUCGGAAAUUUUAACAGUAACACACCCUUAACCUUAUUUCUGAGGUGGCGUCUGACUCUCUGUAAAGGUUGAUUUAAUUCAUAUCACUGAUUCAACCUUCUUGAUACACAGAAUACAAGAAAACAGACCGUAAACAACACAGUUAGCUAACUCUGAGCAACAAUGUUCAGCUGUCCAAAGUGAGCUUUCUGGACUCUGACCUCCUGGGCAGGUCCCCUGCAAACGACCUUCAUUGCAGACCACACACUAUGGAGCGGAGUGCCCUCAAGCAGAGCCAGCUGUGCGGCUCCUGGGAGAUGAAGGAGAGACUCGGGAUGGGAGGAUUUGGACAUGUGUACCUGUACCAGCACCUUGAGUCAGGAGAGAAGAUUGCUGUGAAACUCUGCCGCCUGGAGCUGAACUCCAAGAACAAAGACCGCUGGAGCAGAGAGAUUCAGAUCAUGAAGAAGCUGAACCAUGUGAAUGUGGUUCAGGCCAGAGAAGUGCCAGAAGAGCUGAGCUCCAUUGCUUUGAAUGACUUACCUCUCUUGGCCAUGGAGUACUGCUCAAGAGGAGACCUACGCAAGGUACAAAGUGUUGAGUAAACCAGAAAACUGUUGUGGGUUGAAGGAAAGUGAAGUCCUCUCGCUGCUCAGUGACAUCGGGUGUGGUAUUCAGUAUCUCCAUGAGAAUAAGAUCAUUCACAGAGACCUAAAACCAGAGAACAUUGUUCUACAGGAAACUGGUGGGAAGCUCAUCCAUAAAAUUAUAGAUCUGGGUUAUGCAAAAGAUCUAGAUCAGGGCAGUCUUUGUACCUCCUUUGUCGGAACUCUGCAGUAUCUGGCUCCAGAGCUGUUUGAGAGUAAGCCCUACACUGUAACUGUGGACUACUGGAGCUUUGGGACAGUGAUCUUUGAAUGCACUUGUGGUUUUCGCCCUUUUUUACACCACAUGCAGCCUGUACAGUGGACAAGUAAAGUCAAGAACAAAGGUCCCAAAGACAUCAUGGCAGUUGAGGACAUGAACGGAGAAGUCAGGUUCUCCACACGUCUUCCUUAUCCCAACAAUCUCACCAGGCCAGUACUGGAUCAAGUUGAGUCACUUCUGCAGAUGCUCUUGUUGUGGGAUCCUGCAGCCCGAGGUGGAGGGCUGGAUCCUGACACAAACAAGCCGUGCUACUACACAACUUUACAGAAUAUUCUCAGCAUGAAGGUGAUCCAUGUGUUGGACAUGACGUCGGCACAGCUGCACUCAUUGGUUUUGGGUUCUGAGGAGAGCUUACACUCCCUUCAGCUCCGUCUGGAGACAAAAACUCAGACACACAUUACCCCGCUGAGUCAGGAGCUGCUGCUGGAGACGGGAAUCUCCCUCGACCCACGCUGGCCACCCUCACACUGUCUGCCAGAGGGGCUGAGAGGCUGGGACAGCUCCAUCGUCUUCUUGUUUGACAAGAGCCUGACAAAAUACUCUGGACCACUGACUGCCAGGCCCCUGCCAGACAGUGUUAACUUUAUAGUCAGGGAGACGAAGACGCAGCUCCCACUGUCUGCACUGAGGAAAGUGUGGGGGGAGGCAGUCCACUACGUCUGUGGGCUAAAAGAGGACUACAUCCGUCUGUACCAGGGACAGCGGGCUGCCAUGCUGAGUCUGCUGCGUUACAACACCAACCUGACACGGUUCAAGAACCAGCUGUUCUCCCAGUCGCAGCAGCUCCGAGCCAAACUGGCUUUUUUUAAGACCAGCAUCCAGCAUGACCUCGAGCAGUACACCAAGCAGACGCACAAUGGGAUCUCUUCAGAAAAACUCCUGAAGACCUGGCAGGAGAAUGAAGAGAAGGCAGACGAGUUCAUGAAGGUUGCAGAUGUGGGGUAUCUGGAUGAAGAGGUUGUGGCUCUGCACUCUGAGAUCGUGGAGUUGCAGAGAAGCCCGUUUGCGAGGAGACAGGGGGAUGUGAUGGAGCAGCUUGAGGGAAAAGCCAUUGAACUCUACAAGCAAUUGAAAGCUAAAUGCAAAAGUCCUGACCCUCCACAUGGCUACAGUGACAGCUCAGACAUGGUGAGGACCAUCCUCCAAACAGUUCAGAACCAAGACCGAGUGCUGAAAGACCUGUACACCCACCUCAGUACAAUUCUGGUUUGCAAGCAACGGAUCGUUGAUUUGUUGCCUAAGCUGGAGAGGGCAGUAGAAGGCAUAAAAACUGCAGAGGCAGCAGUGAUGCAGAUGCAAAUGAAAAGACAGAAGGAGUUUUGGUAUCUCCUAAAGAUUGCCUGUGCCCAGAACAAUUCUCCAUCACCAUCACUUAUGCAGCAAACCACUGACAGUGAAACCAUUCAUCAGUUACUGGAUGAGAAUCAACAUUAUCUGAGUCUGCUAACUUCUCUGCUGCGUGACGCCACCCAGGAGAUGGAGCAGAGUGCCAUGGAUCAGGACUGGAGCUGGACUCAAUCCAGAGAAGCUGAAGCUGAACCACAGAAGCUGUAGAGACCGACCAAAGACUUAGAGCGCCACCAGUCAAGGGAUUAUGUGAUAAACAAGUGCCUUAUUAUCAUAGUAACAAUGUAAAGCUUUGUGAUUCCAUACCGUCUUUAACAUAAAUGUAAAGCUGCAAGACAAUGUGUGAAGCAACAAGAUUUGGUAAGCUAUUCAUGUUUAACUUAAAUGUUUGUUAUUUAACCAUAAAAGCUAUUUCUAGCUGAAACCAAGACUUAUUUAUUUCUCUGUUAAUAUUGAUUGAAGGAAAACCCUGCUGCUGGUGAACUAUGCAAGAUGACAUGUCAAUAAAUGUUGUGAAUGUAUGUUUUA